AUGGCUCAGCCUCCAAGCAAGCGUCGUCGCGUCGACGCAGCCGCUACACUAUCCAAACCAUUCAAGUCGCCAAUGCGCAGGCCUAUCCCAACCACACCCGCAUCACCAGCUACACCUGUCGCGACCAAGACCCUCAAUGACAACCCAGCAGUAGCUUCUACACCACUAAUCUCAAAUAUACCUACACAUAUGGCCCCUACUGGAAGUAAACAACCAACUACUAUCUCAACUCCAACCCGCUUCCGAACCUCAGACCCGGACAUCCUCGCCCUCCAAAAACAACAACGUGCCGUUCAAUCGCGCAUAGCAACACUCCGCACGAACCUCGACACAGCAACUCAAGCCCUUCAACUCGAGUCUUCAACUAAAGAUACCGAGCUUGAAACUCUCAUCGUGAAGUGGCGCCGGAUUAGCCAGGACGCAGCCGAUGAAGCUUUCGUCGGUGCUCAGGAGCGUGUUAACAAAAUGGGAGGUAUGAAGGCUUGGAAGGAACGAUCUAAGCGCGACGCGACACGGUGGGAAGAUGAUGUUGACAAACGGGAGAUUGAGCAUGUUGAUGAAGAGGAGGAGGAAUAUCGCAAUCUUGGGGGGCUGUCCGAGAUGUUGGAGGGUCGGAAGAUUGUUGAGCGUGGGACUGAGGAGAAUGAUGAGGAGUUUUCUGUGGGAUAUAUGCUUAAGACUUUGCAUAUUGAUCCUAAGUUGAUUGGGUAUGAUGCGGUGGCUCAGAAAUGGAUGAAGGGUUGA
Messenger RNA from Penicillium antarcticum, 744 nucleotides. RefSeq names its product putative DNA repair protein Dds20/Mei5. The transcript is spliced from 2 exons. Bases 1 to 744 code for a protein of 247 amino acids. Gene Ontology annotation, biological process: DNA recombination. The record is from RefSeq and is a predicted model, not a curated record. Lineage: Eukaryota; Fungi; Ascomycota; Eurotiomycetes; Eurotiales; Aspergillaceae.